Messenger RNA from Carlito syrichta (Philippine tarsier), 2613 nucleotides. It is a transcript of the gene ZNF75A, whose product is annotated as zinc finger protein 75a. Gene Ontology annotation, molecular function: RNA polymerase II cis-regulatory region sequence-specific DNA binding; DNA-binding transcription factor activity, RNA polymerase II-specific. Lineage: Eukaryota; Metazoa; Chordata; Mammalia; Primates; Tarsiidae. The transcript is spliced from 6 exons. Bases 42 to 1655 code for a protein of 537 amino acids. Gene Ontology annotation, biological process: regulation of transcription by RNA polymerase II. The record is from RefSeq and is a predicted model, not a curated record.
CCAGUCGGGUGUCUGACACAGGAGCAAAACUUCCUGGAGCAAUGAUGAUGAUAGAUCUUAAGGUGGCUGAGUAUUUGGACCCUCAAAUCAGGGAUCUGUGGGAGACCACAGGGCCUGUGAGAGAGAGCUCCAGUCAGAGUAAAAAAUCUCCACAAACAGAUAGUCUUGAUUCCAAGAGUUGUUGCUGGCACUUCCGGAACUUCCACUAUCAUGAAGCAGCUGGACCUCGUGAGGCUGUCAACCAACUUCAAGAAUUAUGUUAUCUGUGGCUGAGGCCAGAGAUUCGUUCAAAAGAGCAGAUAUUGGAACUUCUGGUGCUAGAGCAAUUCCUGACUAUUCUGCCUGGGGAGACACAGACCUGGAUACAGAAGCACCAUCCACAGAGCAUUGAGGAGGCUGUGGCCCUGGUAGAACACUUGCAGAGGGAAUCUGGUCAAAUGUGGAAUGGGGUUACAGUCCAUGACCUGGGAAAGGAGGGAAUGCUCUUGGGAGAAACAGCAGAGGCCCCAGGCUUUAGGCUGAAGCCAGCAGAGUCCCAACCAGUAGAUGUGUCCCAAGAUGAAGAAUUUUGGAAUGCAUACCAGGGUCUACAAGAACAGCUGAGCAGGAAUACUCAUAAAGAAACUGAACCUGUACAUGAGAGGGCUGUACCUGCUCAACAGAUUCUAACCUUUCCUGAGCAGACAAACACCAAAGACUGGACAGUGGCACCUGAAAUCAUCUUGCCCGAGUCCCAGAGCUUAUUGACAUUUGAAGAAGUGGCUAUGUAUUUCUCCCAGGAAGAGUGGGAGUUAUUGGAUCCCACUCAGAAGGCCCUCUACAAUGAUGUAAUGCAGGAAAACUAUGAGACUGUCAUCUCUCUAGCGUUAUUUUUGCUCCCCAAACCUAAAGUGAUCUCCUGUCUAGAGCAAGGGGAAGAGCCAUGGGUUCAAGUAUCCUUGGAGUUCAAGGACAGUGCCAAAGAGUCUCCUGCAGAGUUAAAGCUCAAAAAUGAUGCUGAAAAUCAUCAGCCUGUAUCUCUUUCUGAUUUAGAAAUACAGUUGCCAGGAGACAUGGCAUCAAAAAAGGCCAAAGUGAAAGUUCCCCAGAAAACAGCAGGCAAAGAAAAUCAUAAUGAUAUGAACAGAGUGGGGAAAUGGCAUCGAGAUUUUCCAGUGAAGAAGAAAAAGAAACUUUCAACGUGGAAACAAGAGCUGCUGAAACUUAUGGAUCUUCAUAAGAAAGACUGUGCAAGAGAGAAGCCUUUUAAAUGUCAGGAAUGUGGGAAAACCUUCAGAGUUAGCUCUGACCUUAUUAAGCACCAAAGAAUUCACACCGAAGAGAAACCUUACAAAUGUCAACAGUGUGAUAAGCGGUUUAGAUGGAGUUCAGAUCUUAAUAAGCACUUAACAACACACCAAGGAAUAAAACCAUAUAAAUGUUCAUGGUGUGGGAAAAGCUUCAGUCAAAAUACAAAUCUACAUACACACCAAAGAACUCACACAGGAGAGAAGCCCUUUACAUGUCAUGAGUGUGGAAAAAAAUUCAGUCAGAACUCCCACCUUAUUAAGCACCGGAGAACCCACACAGGUGAGCAGCCAUAUACCUGUAGCAUAUGCAAGAGAAACUUCAGCAGGCGGUCAAGUCUUCUUAGACAUCAAAAACUCCACCUGUGACAGGAUGCUUGUCUGGUGUCCUUCUGAAGAAAUUCACCAAAUGGAGCUUGACACUAAAGUUUAUGAAAAAAUACAAAAUCAUGAAGCAUGAAGAAUUUUUCAUUAUUGGAAUAUUUGGGGGAAUAGACAUGUUUCACAGAAAGGGACCAGGACUAACUCUGCAGGAGAUAUCUUAUUAGUUGUGCUACUUACUGUUUUUAUCUUUGAUUGUCAGGGAAUUCCUUAACCACAGAGGUUCUAAGACUAUUCUGAAUAAGGCCAACGCCAUUUUGGGAUUGUACCUAGAAAAAUAGAAAAGUCAGCUUCAAAGCAGCCAGUCAGUAAUCUUCUGUGGUCACAGAAGUAAAUAUUGUUGGUUUUGCCUUGAUCUCUCCAGUCACUUGUAGAAACAUUUGUAGCACGAGGGUCUUCCAAGACAAAAAAUAAUGUGCAUGCCAUUCUCUUCAGGAUAGCAGGCUUACCAAUUUUAAUAGUCUCGUGGGGGCAGAAAUGAAUUCUAAUGUAAAGUGUUCCAAGAACCAAAUUGGAUAUACCUCCCUCUUUUUUGGACUUUGGACACUGUUCACAAAGUUGGACAUUAUUUGAGUUCCUUUUUGAACUUUUUGGCGACUUCUGCUCUUGAAUCCUGUUAUCAGAAUUUUUACUGUGAUGAAAUCAUAUUUAGUUUACCACUAGGCAAUCUGCCAGAUGAACUAAUAAUGCACUAUUUUUUGCCUCUCAUUGGUGAUGUUUGGAAAAUGGAAAGCAUCUCUAAUGAGAUCAUAUGGAAACGGGUUGGAAUUUGUAGCCAUGGAAAAUACUGGGGAUGCCAAAAAAAAAGUAUACACAUUUUAAAUAAUAUUAUCUAUGUAUUGCUUUUAGUUUGCCAUAAUUAGAAGUGUCCGGAUACUGGUGGUAACCACUUUGAGCAACUCUUGUUAUUGCAGAAGUCAAAUGUGACUUUUUUUUGGUCAAUACU